Molecule: messenger RNA, 4537 nt
Organism: Apis florea (little honeybee)
Lineage: Eukaryota; Metazoa; Arthropoda; Insecta; Hymenoptera; Apidae
Gene: CaMKII
Product: Calcium/calmodulin-dependent protein kinase II
Biological process (GO): protein phosphorylation
Molecular function (GO): ATP binding; calmodulin binding; calcium/calmodulin-dependent protein kinase activity
Source: RefSeq, a predicted model, not a curated record
GAGAGAGAGAGAAAAUAACGGAUUAGAAGUAAAUUAUACCGUGAAGCGUGAUCUUAAAAAGUUAGUCGCGUGAUCGAGCAUAAUUCCAGGUGCUAAAUUUAAAUGUGUUGCCUCGAUCCCCUUGGGUUAUUUCACCUAGGUUGGCUGCGCUCGAACGGCUUGCUAGCGAAGCUCUAUCGUCAGCCCUGCCAGCAGUGGUAUCAUUGUUGAUCGUCGUUACCAGAUAUAUACGUAGUCGUGGUCGCCAUUGCCGGCGGUAGCGGCACUGUGAACAUCGCCUGCGCCAUCGCGAGCUACCACCACUACGCGAGUCAGUCGACAGUCUGCCGGCGAGCAGUGCGGACGCGUCGUGGAAGGAUUUAGUCAUCGUUGCUCGCAAGUAUUUGCUGGCACGACCGCGAUUUGCCCCACCGUCGGUGCCACGGUAACGCACGGCUCCCGCGGACAAAACCAUUUCCCCUCUGCCCGGCCCGACGACCCUCCCUCCCGUCGGUUACCCGGUGUUCUACCAGCGCCGCGGCAGUUCCCCUCUAUUGAUCGAAUUUGACCUGCGAAGUUUCCCCUAGCGUGUGCAGUAGUGGCGGCCGACAGUGGCUCUCGCGCUUACGUUCCUCGGUUAGUGCGGUAAAUAAUCGCGAUACCUCGGCAUGGCUACUCCGACCGCUUGCACGCGGUUUAGUGACAAUUACGAGCUCAAAGAGGAACUGGGCAAGGGUGCCUUCUCUGUGGUUCGACGAUGCGUUCAGAAGAGCACUGGUCACGAAUUCGCUGCGAAGAUCAUAAACACGAAAAAGCUCACCGCCAGAGAUUUUCAGAAGUUGGAACGUGAGGCACGGAUAUGCAGGAAAUUGCAGCAUCCGAAUAUCGUGAGAUUACACGACAGCAUACAGGAGGAGAACUACCAUUACCUCGUUUUCGACCUCGUGACCGGCGGCGAACUGUUCGAGGAUAUCGUGGCGCGAGAAUUCUACAGCGAAGCGGACGCGUCUCACUGUAUCCAACAAAUCCUGGAAAGCGUACACCACUGCCACCACAAUGGAGUUGUGCACAGGGACCUGAAACCCGAAAAUUUACUCCUCGCAAGUAAGGCGAAGGGCGCGGCUGUGAAAUUAGCGGACUUUGGAUUGGCGAUCGAGGUGCAGGGUGAAGCGCAGGCAUGGUUCGGUUUCGCUGGGACGCCCGGUUACCUCAGCCCGGAAGUCCUGAAGAAAGAGCCAUACGGCAAGCCAGUCGACAUCUGGGCGUGCGGUGUCAUUCUUUACAUCCUUCUGGUCGGUUAUCCGCCAUUCUGGGACGAGGAUCAGCAUCGAUUGUACGCGCAGAUCAAGGCCGGAUCGUACGACUACCCAAGCCCAGAAUGGGACACCGUCACGCCGGAAGCCAAGAACCUAAUCAAUCAGAUGCUGACGGUGAACCCAAGCAAAAGGAUCACCGCCAGCGAGGCAUUGAAGCACCCAUGGAUCUGCCAACGUGAACGUGUCGCGUCCGUUGUCCACAGACAAGAGACUGUGGAUUGCUUGAAGAAAUUCAACGCAAGGCGCAAAUUAAAAGGCGCUAUUCUGACGACGAUGUUGGCGACGAGGAACUUUUCCAGUAAGUAUGAUGCACAGGGUCGGAGCAUCAUCACGAAGAAGGGCGAUGGCUCUCAGGUGAAGGAAUCGACCGACAGCAGCACAACGAUCGAGGACGAUGACGUGAAAGAGGAUAAGAAGGGCGGCGUCGACCGGAGCAGCACGGUCAUUGCCAAAGAACCCGAAGGCCCCGCCUCCCAGGGCACGCCCCCGAACAGUCCCGCCGCCGUGUCCGCGUUCUCCAGGGUAGUCGGGGCGGCGAGGGAGACGAACAAGCAGAACCAGGUUCAGGGAAACCCCCUUGGAUUAGCCGCGGUACUCCUACAGGGAGCACAAGCUGGCAGCGCAGGAAGCGGUAGCAGCAGCGGUAGCAGCAGCAACAGCCAAAACAGCCAGACUGGCGCGUCACCGUCCUCGCCGGCGGCCAUCUACAUCGGCAGCAACCACGCGGCGACGCCCACGGCAUCGUCGCGACGCUACGACUCCUCCAGCAACGAAGCGGAAAUUCGACGCGCGAACAACCCCGGAUACAUGCCGCUUAUUCAAAACGAGUCAGAAGAUGGUAAGAAGAGUACCAACGCCGCACGCCGUCAGGAGAUCAUCAAGAUGACUGAGCAACUCAUAGAAAGCAUCAACACCGGAGAUUUCGAGGCGUACACGAAAAUCUGUGAUCCACAUCUGACUGCAUUCGAGCCAGAGGCUCUAGGUAAUUUAGUCGAGGGAAUGGAUUUCCACAAAUUUUACUUUGAUAAUGCAGUCUUGGGGAAAAACUGCAAAGCCGUGAACACGACGAUCCUGAAUCCCCAUGUGCACCUACUUGGCGAGGAUGCCGCGUGCAUCGCGUACGUUAGGCUGACACAGUACAUGGACAAACAAGGAGUAGCGCACACCCACCAGAGCGAGGAGAGCCGCGUAUGGCACAAGAGGGACAACAAAUGGCAAAAUGUGCAUUUCCAUCGUAGCGCGGUCACAGGGCCGUCGCCGUUCACCUAUAAUCACAAGUAAAUCGAUGCGACGGUUCAAAAAGAAUAAAGGGGAGGAAGUAGAAGAAAAGGGCCGAUGUGUCGGUGGACGCUCGUCGCCUUCGACGCGUGGAAUGGACGAACGAAACCGUGCAAGAAACGCGCGAGCACACGUUACACCUGAGUCCUAACACACGAUCGGGAUAAAUAGAUAAAUACAUAAUACGAGCGUCUAUCUAUUUAUUUAUUUAUCGAUGUACAUGUACACACAUACACACGAACACCGACAGGACACGUGAACACGCGUAUAAAAAUUGGUAUUAAACGCGAGAAAAUGGAAAGAAGCGAGAAUAGUCGCGAAAGUGAUCGGAUAAGUCGAUAUUUUUGAGCUCGAUUCAGUACCUGUUCAGCGUACUUACCAUCAAGCACCGCGACUCGUGCCUCGGCCUCGAUGGAGGAACGAUUUCCGAUGGAUUCGAGAUAGUAAUUUUCGAUAAAGAGGAUAUCGAAGAAAGAAGAAAUUUGACGGCUAAACAAUUCGGAAGACUGUACUCUAUAUAUAUGUAUGUAACGAAAAUCUUUAAUCGGUGAAGAAAAUUGUGUUCGAGAUGUCUGAAAGUUUCUUAAGUGUCAAUCAAGGAAUAAAUAAUAUUACUGAAAUGCAUGAAAUACACUAUAUAUACUAGAACAUUAAAAACGAAUAUCAUAUAAAGAAGGGAAAAAUAGAAACGGAUUAUAACCAAAGAAUUUUCCAAUGUCUCGAUUUUCACAUCUUCAUUCCGUCUCCAAUUCAAAAACUCGAGGAACAAUCUUGCCAAUUUUCUAAACGAAAGAGAAGCAACAAAAGUAUUUGUAAAAAUAAUUGGAACGGGGACGUAUAAAAGUAUGAGAAGAGACGGAGCAAGAUCAUCACAAAACCCCGAAGAUCCUAGGAAAGAAGAGAAUCAAAAAAACGGUGGAAAAUGAAGCAGAAGAGUGUGUGUUCCAGGUGAGGAGGUCAGCGGUGAACGUCAAAAACGGGAAGUACGCGUAUAUCCAGGAAAUUGGAAGUAUGCACGGAAGAAAGGAAGGAAUGGUGGUGAAUGUUACACCGCAUGCGAGAAAAAUGAAGCCGCGAACGACGAGGGAGAUGACGCCGGCACGUCGGCAACCACGCGUAUUUAGUUCGUAUGAUAGUCGCUGUACAGAACAAUCUUCCAUUGUAAUUUUUUUUCUUCUAAUUUUCGUUCUCGUCUCUCGCUACGACGACACACCGGGGGAAAAAAAAAAAGAAAAAAUCCAUUGUAGAUUCGCGCGCGCGCGCGCGCGCUAUCUCUUGUGAAACAAGUAUGAACAUACAUACACACACGCGCGUACGAGAAUUUGUCCAAGUGUACCUGCCGUAUCGUUGCAUAAUAAUUCGUUCGAAUGUUUCGUGGCGUUCUAUUUGAUUCACGAUAUAUAAUAUAAUAUUAAUAUAUCGAACAGCGUUAAUUUAAAAAAAAAAAUGGUUCCAUAACACUCGUUCGUUUAUGUAAUUAAUGAAAGCGUUAUGUGUUAUUUAUAUGAUUACAAACGAUACCGUACGUACGCUUACAAGCGUCUAGGAUAUGCUCGAAGCGAGCAAGCUCGGAUCUAUAUAGGCUUUCGAUCGGACAAAAAAAAAAAAAAAAAGGAAAGCUCCUCGCUCGAGAUCGAUAUCGGUGCAUACGCUCGCGUUGUACACACACAUAUAAACACACAUAUACACGUAUAGAGAUUACGCGCGAUAAGUCCAAGAGGGAGAGAAGAGCGAUCUUUAAACAUUGUUACCUCAUCGUCGUAAGGAAGAAAUGUCGCGACUGACGCGACUUGUGAAUCGGCGCCGCGAUUCACGAUCCGCCAGCCUCGCGCACGUUUCGUUUUACAAGUCGACCUCGAAUCCUCGAGCUAUGUCGAACGUCGAGACCAAGGCGAGGAGAAAAGUAGAGCGUAGAAAUAGAUAAAGCGAAGAAGAUGGGAUUUCGAAUCGAGUAAAAAAAAAAA